AUGCUUAGACGGAUGAUCAUCAAUGUUCUGUUGGUGACUGUUUUAGGUUCUAAAUUCAAUGAAGAUCUCAAACCCCAAACACGAAUAGUUGGAGGUCAGGAGACUAAUAUUGAAAAAUUCCCUUACCAAAUAUCGCUGGAAUACAACAAGAAACACACUUGCGGGGGUGCAAUUAUAAGCAGGAAUUAUGUCAUAACAGCUGCUCACUGUAUCGAAGAUGAUCUCGUAAAGGAUUUCAGAGUAAGAACUGGAUCAGAUUACCGAGACAGAGGUGGACAAAUAAGAUUGAUCCGAUGGAUCUUUAAUCAUCCGCAACAUGUCCCAGACAGUCAUGACUAUGACUUUUCAAUUUUAAAACUGAAAACUCAUCUGAAAUUCGACGAAAAAUGUCAAGCAAUAAAAUUACCGCGUUCGGAUGAACAUAUAAAAGAUGGGACAAAUUUAACAGUUUCCGGUUGGGGAAUUACAAUGAAUUCUAAGGAAUCUAAUGUUAAAUUGCGUGCAUUGGUAGUUCCAAAAAUUAAUGACGAUGUUUGCCGUAAAAUUUAUAUGGAUGUUGCCAAAAUAACUCCCAGGAUGUUCUGUGCAGGAUUUAAGGAAGGUGGAAAGGAUUCCUGCAGAGAAGAUUCGGGCGGACCUCUGGUCAAGGGAAAAGUUUUGAUGGGCAUUGUCUCCUGGGGAGAAGGAUGUGCUACUAGAGGACAUCCCGGAGUUUAUGCUCGUGUGGCAUCGGUACGCAAAUGGAUAAAGCUAGUCACUGACCUUUGAGUGGGACAAGAUUCCAAUAAAUUGUUUAAAGUUGUG
This is a messenger RNA of Phlebotomus papatasi, 804 nucleotides long. RefSeq names its product trypsin-1-like. NCBI's taxonomy places the organism in Eukaryota, Metazoa, Arthropoda, Insecta, Diptera, Psychodidae. The record is from RefSeq and is a predicted model, not a curated record. Gene Ontology annotation, molecular function: serine-type endopeptidase activity. Gene Ontology annotation, biological process: proteolysis. The coding region runs from base 1 to 768 and encodes 255 amino acids. The transcript is spliced from 3 exons.